Messenger RNA from Entrophospora candida, 2541 nucleotides. Lineage: Eukaryota; Fungi; Glomeromycota; Glomeromycetes; Entrophosporales; Entrophosporaceae. The record is from the annotation of a GenBank genome assembly.
AUGGCUGCCUCUGUUGCAACACCCAUCCCUAAUAAUUCCACCCCUAAACCCCUUUCAAAACCUACUUCUACAUCCACAUCUAAACAAAUCAACGAACUUAAAGAUGACGAAACAGAUCAAAAAUUAUCUCCUGUAAUUAAUAAUUAUAUGAAAAGAUUUGGAAUUGACGCAAGAGACUCCAACACUCGCGAUAACUGGAUUCCAAGAAACCCUAAAUUAAUACGAUUGACAGGAAAACAUCCUCUCAACUGUGAACCACCUGUUCCUUUACUAUUUGAACAAGGUUUCAUCACCCCAAAUGAUCUACAUUAUGUAAGAAAUCAUGGACCUGUUCCUAAACUUGAUUGGAAAACUCACCGAUUAGUCAUUGACGGGUUGGUAUCCAAACAACUUACUUUAUCAAUGGACGAUAUUGUUAAAUUGCCCUAUCGUGAAUUUCCCGUUACUUUGGUUUGUGCCGGUAAUCGUCGUAAAGAACAAAACAUGGUCAAGCAAUCGAUUGGUUUCAAUUGGGGCGCUGCUGCUGUCUCCACUGCUGUCUGGCGUGGUGUAUCGCUUAGUUACGUCUUGAAAAUGGUUGGUUUGAGCCUUGAUGCUGAUUACGGUGAGGAACGUCAUGUUUGUUUCGUUGGCGCUGACCGUCUACCAAACGAUUACUAUGGUACAAGUUUACCUUUGGAUUGGUCAAUGAAUGAAGCAAAAGAUGUCUUGUUGGCUUAUCAGAUGAACGGUGAAAUCUUAUCCCCUGAUCAUGGUUACCCGUUACGUGUAAUAAUCCCAGGUGUUAUUGGUGGUCGUAUGGUCAAAUGGCUCAACAGAAUUACCAUCACAAACAAAGAAUCAAACAACUACUACCACUAUAACGACAAUCGUCUCCUGCCACCAAACGUUGAUGCUGAACGUGCAACCAAAGAAGGUUGGUGGUACAAACCUGAUUAUAUCAUCAACGAGUUAAACAUCAACUCUGCAAUUGUAUCACCUGAUCAUGACGAAACAUUAUCAAUCUCAAGUUUCAAAAGCGAUUCCGAGUACAAGUUAAAAGGUUAUGCAUAUAGUGGUGGAGGUCGUAAAGUUACACGUGUGGAGAUUAGUUUGGAUGACGGCAAAACUUGGUCAUUAACCGAUUUAGAACAUCCUGAACUUAAUCAUCCUGCGGUCGUCAAUAGACGUCAGAGACCGCUUCGUAAUCAUUGGUGUUGGAUUUUUUGGUCAUUCUCAGUACCUGUUCAUAAAUUAAUCGAGUCCAAGGAAAUCCUUGUACGUGCUUGGGAUUGUUCAAAUAACACCCAACCAUCUCACCUAACUUGGAAUGUCAUGGGAAUGAUGAAUAAUUGUUAUUUUAGAGUCAAGAUUAAUAUUAUUGUCAAGGGUAGAGAUGUUGCUUUGAAAUUUGAACAUCCAACACAAGCCGGGCCCAAUCCUGCAUCUGAAGUAGAAAAACACACAGAGGAGGAUGAUUGUUGGAUUAUAGUUGAGAAUAAAGUUUAUGAUUGUUCAAAAUACCUUAAUGAUCAUCCUGGUGGUUUGGAUAGUAUUCUCAUCAAUGCUGGUAGUGACUGUACCGAAGAAUUCACGGCAAUUCAUUCUGACAAAGCUAAAAAUUUAAUAAAACAAUUUUACAUUGGCGAUCUUGAUCAAUCAGAAAAUAGUGCGAUAAUACCAGAUGCAACAAUAUCAACUACCACAACAAUUGCACCUAUCGAAACAACACCUAAAAUAAUAGAAGAAGAGUUACCACUAGCUUUGGAUCCAAAAACUUGGCUCAAAUGUCCUUUACUUUCAAUUAAAGUACUUAGUCAUGACACACGUAUUUAUAGGUUUAAACUUCAGAGUGACAAACAUUUAUUCGGUUUGCCACCAGGAAAACAUAUAUUCAUAAGAGCAAAUAUCGACAACAAAUCAACAAUAAGAGCUUAUACACCAAUCACAACUCCAAAUGAUCCACCCGGUUAUUUUGAUUUGCUAAUUAAAGUCUACUUCAAAAAUGUACAUCCUAAAUUUCCCGAUGGUGGUGCAAUGACACAAUAUCUUGAUUCGUUAUCAAUAGGCGAUUCAAUCGAAGUCAAAGGACCACUUGGUUCAUUUUCAUACUGUGGAGCUGGUAAAUAUCAACUCAAAAGCGGAAAGAGUCCCACUUUACACAGUUGUAAGAGGAUUUCAAUGAUAGCUGGAGGUUCAGGAAUUACACCAAUUUAUCAAGUUAUCAAAUCUGUUAUACAUGAUAACGAUGAUAACACCGAACUAGCAUUAAUAUAUGCUAACAAAACUGAAGAUGACAUUUUAUUAAGAAAAGAAUUAGAUGAGAUAACAUCCAAACAUCCAAAUAUUAAAAUAUUUUAUACAUUGGAUAAUCCUACUAAAGAUUGGAAAUAUGGUAAAGGAUUCGUUUGCGAGCAAAUGAUUCGUGAUAAUUUAUAUCCACCAUCAUCUGAUUCUGAAUCUAUAGUUUUAAUGUGUGGUCCUCCUCCAAUGAUAGAAUAUGCUUGUAUUCCAAAUCUAAAGAAAUUCGGUUUUAAAGAAACUGAAUAUUUCAAAUUCUAA